Neltuma alba is the source of this 1692-nucleotide messenger RNA. Its product is annotated as putative disease resistance protein RGA4. The transcript has a single exon. The record is from RefSeq and is a predicted model, not a curated record. Bases 1 to 1692 code for a protein of 563 amino acids. NCBI's taxonomy places the organism in Eukaryota, Viridiplantae, Streptophyta, Magnoliopsida, Fabales, Fabaceae.
AUGGAACAGAUGAAAAAUCUUCAAGUUCAUCUGACAUCAUUUAAAGUAGGCAAAUGUAAUGAGCUCAACAUAAGACAAUUAGGCGAACUCAAUCUUCAUGGAGAGCUUUCAAUUUAUGAGUUACAGAAUGUAGUUCAUGGAAUGGAUGCCUUACAAGCCAACUUGAAAGAAAAAAGGUACCUUGAGGAGGUACACUUUGAAUGGAAUGAAGACACUAAUGAUGAUGCUCAAAAUGAAAGGGAUGUGCUAGAGAAGCUCCAACCUCACCAAAACUUGAAGAAACUAUCAGUCGGGUGCUAUGGUGGCACAAGGUUUCCAGAUUGGUUUGCUGAUAACACAUUGUCCAACAUGGUGGAGCUCCGAUUAGAAAGUUGCGAGUAUUGUUUUGUGUUGCCAUCGUUAGGCCUUUGGCCGUCUCUCAAGUCACUAUUCAUUGAAAAGUUGGAUAGCAUUGUGGCUGUUGGGGCUGGAUUUCUUGGAAGUGAUUCUUCUAUUAUUCCAUUUAGAUCUCUUGAAGCCUUAGAGCUUGAGGGAAUGGUGAAUUGGGAGGAAUGGGAUUGUACCACUGCUUCAAGGGCCUUCCCAUGCCUUGAAGAGCUUUGUAUAAGAAAUUGUCCAAAGCUGAAAGAGAAUUUGCCCGAACAACUUCUUUCUUUAGAUGAUCUUGUUAUUGAGGAUUGCCCACAACUUGUAGCUUUGGUUCCACGAGCCCCAACAAUUCAGCGGUUGACUCUUGAGAACUGUGGAAACGUGAGGUUGGAAUAUAUCCCAUCCACUCUAAAAGCACUCCGCUUUCGUGGACCAUGCGUGAACGUGAGUUUGCUUGAAAAGAUUGAGCACACCAUUAAUAACUCCUGUAUUGAACUGGUUUCGAUUUAUGACUGUCCAGAUUGGGAGUUCCCAUUGAAGCAACAUCAUGAAUCACUUCGUGAGAUGCGGUUAUAUAGAAGUUGUGGGUCUCUUGGGACCUUCGCAUUGGGUCAAUUCCCCGCACUUCAGCAUUUGUAUCUCCAUGGGUGUAAUAGUCUUGAAAUGAUCUCUAUCGCAGAGGGGCGCAACCAUGGGAGUCUUACAACUUUGAACAUUACGAAGUGUCCAAAAUUUGUAUCCUUUCCAAAAGAGGGGUAUUCUGCCCCAAGGCUAAAAUAUUGCUACUUUGGAGAUAUGGAGAAUUUGAAAUCCCUACCUGAGCAUAUCAACAUAUUUGCUCCAUCUCUUAGUCAACUAUGUAUAAGAGAUUGUGCACAAAUGGAAUCGUUGCCAGAGGGGGGUCUGCCAUCAAAACUGACGCGUCUUCGUAUCAAUAGAUGCCCCAAACUAUUUACAUGUCGAAUGCAAUGGGGUUUGCACAAUUAUGAUUUUGUACAAGAAUUGCUCAUCUCAGGUGACGAUGUGGUGGAGUCUCUACCUGAACCAGGACUACUCCCAACUUCUCUUACUUCUCUUUGGAUCAGCAACUGUUCCAAUCUCAGAAUAUUGGACUACAAGGCUCUUUGUCAAUCGCCCUCCCUCAAACAUUUGACUAUUGUGAAUUGUCCAAGACUCCAAUGCUUGCCCAAGGAGGGCCUCCCUAGUUCCCUUUCUUCCCUUCAAAUUCAGGGACCCUGUCAGGUGCUUAAACAAAGAUGCCAGAAACCAGAAGGGGAGGAUUGGGAAAAGAUUGCUCACAUCCCUUGUGCUGAUAUUUAUUAG